This is a messenger RNA of Malus domestica (apple), 2694 nucleotides long. Its product is annotated as phosphatidylinositol/phosphatidylcholine transfer protein SFH1-like. Lineage: Eukaryota; Viridiplantae; Streptophyta; Magnoliopsida; Rosales; Rosaceae. The record is from RefSeq and is a predicted model, not a curated record.
GGACCUGAAAGAGAUAUCCGCCCGCUGCACUGGUUUCCAAAAUAAGAAACACAAAAAGAUUCCUAUUUGGCGCGUGUGAGAUUGCGUUACCGCCGCUGUGACAUCGUUUCCAUGCGCCGGGAGCGGCCUGUGAAAUCCACGCGCCACCUUUGUGGCCUCCAGACCACCUCUAGUGCAGGAAAAUGUGCCUCCCUCCAUCUCUUAGUCUCCUUCUUGUGGCUGAGGAGGGGAGGCAUGUUCUUCUCCACCAAAUAGUCAGGGCCCUUUGCCUUUGGGAUCCGUGAACCACCAUGUUUGGCGGUCAUGUAUUCAGAAUUUUGGUUUCAGCCCCAUACAUUUUUUACAGAAGAAUAUCAAGAUUUGAUUUCCUUAAUCAAAACUUAACACAGCUGGAUGAGAACUCUGAGGAUGAGAGGAAAACAAAGCUUAUGUCUUUCAAGAAGGCAGCAAACAUGAUUACAAACUCCUUCAGUAAGGGUCGAAGGAACAGUAAAGUAAUGUCUUUCCCUAUAGACGAUGGCAUUGAUGCCGAGGAGCUCAAGGCAGCUCAGGAAUUCCGGCAAAUACUUGUAUCCGAAGAACUACUGCCCUCGAAACAUGACGAUUCUCAUAUGUUGCUAAGAUUUUUAAGGGCCCGGAAAUUUGAUGUUGAGAAAACAAAGCAAAUGUGGUCUGACAUGCUCCAGUGGAGGCAGGAAUUUGGUGCUGACACUAUUAUGGAGGACUUCGAAUUUAAGGAAGUCGAUGAAGUCUUAAAAUACUAUCCACAAGGGCAUCAUGGAGUUGAUAAGGAUGGGCGGCCUGUCUACAUUGAGAGACUGGGUCAAGUUGAUUCUAAUAAGCUGCUGCAAGUGACAACAAUGGAACGGUAUAUAAAGUACCACAUACGGGAGUUUGAGAGGACCUUUAUCUGUAAAUUCCCCGCCUGUUCCGUUGCAGCAAAGAAGCACAUUGAUCAGAGUACCACUAUUCUGGAUGUCCAAGGAGUGGGGCUUACAAGUUUAAAUAAAUCUGCAAGGGAACUCAUUCAGCGCCUUCAGAAGGUCGAUGGUGACAAUUAUCCUGAGACCCUGAACCGUAUGUUCAUCAUCAAUGCUGGUUCUGGAUUUAGGCUCUUAUGGAACACCGUCAAAUCUUUCCUUGAUCCCAAGACCACUGCAAAAAUCAAUGUUCUGGGAAAUCAAUAUCAGAGCAAGUUGCUUGAAAUAAUUGAAGCUACUGAGCUACCAGAGUUUUUGGGUGGUAGUUGCACUUGUGCCGAUAAGGGUAGCUGCAUGAUCUCUGAUAAGGGCCCGUGGAACGAUCCAGAAAUAAUGAAGAUGGUUCAGAGUAUUCGUGAGGCCAAAUGCACGAGCAACACUUCAGGCGAUCUGGAGAAGAAAGAGGAGAAACAGGAGAAUCAGGAGAAACAGGAGAAACAGGAAGAGAAAAUCUCUGAGGAGAAGAAAAUCUCUGAAGAGGAGAAGAAAAUCUCUGAAGAGGAGAAGAAAAUCUCUGCAGAGGAGAAGAAAGUCUCUGAAGAGGAGAAGUUAAUCUCCGAAAAUGAGAAGGCUUGCACAAACAGAAUGGAUUCUUUCUGCUCAGAUACGUUUUUAGAGGCUGAAAUGCAUGGGGACUAUCUCUCUUCUGUGCCUGAAGAACUUUCAAUUCCGAGAAUGUAUCCAAUGGGAUAUGACGAUGUUGAUCCAAUGGUUAGCAAGGGAACUGAACGAGAGGCAGAAAGGCUGAAUGCUGCUCUGAAUCGACUCGGUGCCUUGGAACAAGAGCUAUCUUCAACCAAGCAAGUUGAGACGCAGAAAGAAGAAAAGCUAAAGGCUGCUCUUGACCGCGUCAAUGCUUUGGAACAAGAGCUGACAGAAGCCAAGAAGGCACUUGAGGAAGCCCGCCAUAAACAAGAGGAGCUUUUAGCCUCCGUUGACAAGGAAAAGAAAUCUGGCUUAUUCUGUUGGUGACAUGAUCAAUGUAAAAACAUUUAUCUAGUGUGGUGGACUUAGUGGCUCCGGCUUGUGUGGUUCUCUGGAGAGAUGAAAUAGCAUUUGUUAUCUGUGUUUCGCUAUUUGGAAUGACUGGAAUUCUACCUUGCCAAUGGUUUUAUAACAGCAGGCAUUGUCAUUAGUUGAGGUGCUCCAAAUUAGCAACGGAAAACCACCCUCCAGAAUAUGCAGAGUACUCAUUCAAAAAAGUAAGAGCCUCCUCCUGAGUUGUUUUAUAAGAUCAAAUGUAUAUGGAUGCAGCUAUCAAGGAAAGGGAAAACAUGCACCUAGGGUUUGGAACAACUAUUAGAGAUUCAUGGGGCGCGACAUUGGCAGCUAACGAAAAACCAUGAAAGGGGUAAUUUUCAGCAAACAAAAAAACACAGAAGAUAUUGCAGGAUUUGCAGAGGAUAUUGCAGGAUUUGGCCUGGUCGUGCAAAACACAGAAGAUGAAUCUAUGGCUGCGAACGGGAUUUAGUUUAAUUUGGUUUGCACUUGUAUGUGAUUAUGGAGAGAACAUAUGGAUGGAGGAGGGUCCUUUGUGGAUCUUUCCGUACAUUGCAAGUAACUCUUCUGCAAUUGUAAUGUCUUCAUAUAAACAGAAUUUCAGUUUUGAGAUAAAAGAAAAUAGUAAUUAGGGUCUAGUCCACAGUUUCAACUCUUGUAAAAAAGCAAAAACUUGUACCAAAUAUUUGAUUAGAUGCGGUUUUUAGUUUCUCUA